Psylliodes chrysocephalus is the source of this 1938-nucleotide messenger RNA. NCBI's taxonomy places the organism in Eukaryota, Metazoa, Arthropoda, Insecta, Coleoptera, Chrysomelidae. The record is from the annotation of a GenBank genome assembly.
AUCGUUCGAAAAAUGCUUCAUUUACAAAAUACGUAUUUACCGAAUAAGAGUGUACCUAAUUAUAUAAUAUAAACAGAAUUAUGUAUUAUCAUUGAAUAAUAUUUCAUUGUAGAAACAAAUCGAGAUCACUGACCGUUGUGAAUAAUAAACGAAGAUAAACUGUCAGAUUCUCCGACUGAGAUUUUAAACAUUUUAAGAUCCGACAAACUCAUGACUCAUAAUGACUUAUUGGUUUAGAUUUGUGUCCCUGACACUAUUGAAUUUAUAUAAUCUAGUAUUUAAUAUUUAUCCUGUCACCACUCAAAUAUCAAGACCGCAUAUCAUUUUUAUAAUUGCUGAUGAUUUGGGGUGGAAUGACGUAGGUUUUCACGGUUCAAACCAAAUUCCAACACCCAACAUUGAUGCUCUUGCAUACUCAGGUUUAAUCCUAAACAACUACUACGUCACCGCGAUAUGUACUCCUUCCAGAAGUGCCUUAAUGACCGGGAAAUACCCCAUUCACAAUGGAAUGCAGCACACCGUUUUAUAUGGUGCCGAACCUAGGGGUUUGCCUUUAAAUGAGAAAUUGUUGCCACAGUAUUUGCAAGAGCUUGGAUAUGAGAACCACAUUGUGGGAAAAUGGCAUUUGGGAUCUUAUAGAAAGGAGUACCUACCAAUGUUUAGGGGAUUCAAGUCGCACCUUGGAUCUUGGACAGGUCACCACGACUACAACGAUCACACUGCCGUGGAAUCACCUGGUUGGGGUUUGGACAUGAGACGAAACAUGUCAGUGGCAUACGACCUACACGGAAAAUAUUCUACUGACGUUUUCACUCAGGAGUCAGUCAAAAUUAUCAAAAACCACAACACCACUAAACCACUCUUUUUGUAUUUGGCCCACACAGCCGUCCAUUCUGGAAAUCCUUACAAUCCGCUUCCAGCUCCAGAUGAUGUCGUAAAGAGAUUUUCGUACAUUAACAAUAAUUAUAAUAGACAAAAAUUUGCUGCCAUUUUGACUAAACUUGAUGAAUCAGUGGGCGCAGUUACAAAAGCCUUGAGCGAUAAAGGCAUAUUAUCAAACUGCUUGAUCGUCUUUACUACCGAUAACGGCGGACCAGCGGAAGGCUUUAACCUCAACGCAGCCUCAAAUUUUCCUCUCAGAGGGGUAAAAAAUACUCUGUGGGAAGGAGGCGUAAGAGGAGCGGCACUUUUCUGGAGUCCGCUUAUUAAAAAACCUAACAGAGUGGCUAAACAAAGAAUGCACAUCGCAGAUUGGCUGCCUACGCUUAUCGAUGCUGCUGGAGGUGACUCGAGUCAAAUAUAUAAUAUAGAUGGAAUAACCCAAUGGAGGGCUCUUUCUGAAGAUGAAACGUCAAAUCGAACAGAAAUUCUUCAUAAUAUCGAUGAUAUAUAUGGCAACGCUGCUGUGACCAGUGGAUCAUGGAAAUUACUAAAAGGUACUACUUACAACGGUACUUGGGAUAAAUGGUUUGGUCCAAGCGGAAGAACAGGUUACAAUUACAGUAUACCACUAGUGAUUCAGUCUCCAGCUGGUAAAGCUCUUCAGCUUAUUAACAGAGCACCUACAGUAGAUCAAAUUCAAACAAUGAGGCCCCAGGCGACUAUCGAAUGUCCUACCACUGAACCUUCUAAUACUACAUGCAAUCUGUUGAAAGAGCUAUGUUUGUUUAAUAUAGAUGACGAUCCGUGUGAACGUCACAACAAAGCUAAAAGUUUCCCAAUUAUUGUCGAAUAUUUAACACUAUUGUUGAAUGCCUACAACAAGACGGCUAUACCACCUGGAAACCUUCCGUUAGAUCCUAGAGGUGAUCCGAAAUAUUGGAAUUAUGUCUGGACAAAUUUCGGGGAUUACAUUUUAAAUCCGGGUACUGUGAUAAUUGCUUGAAUUGUGACUUAUUUUAAAUCCUUACAUAUUUAUGUAAUUAUAUGAUAAUUUUG